This is a messenger RNA of Pteropus alecto (black flying fox), 979 nucleotides long. RefSeq names its product kallikrein related peptidase 10 (gene KLK10). The transcript is spliced from 6 exons. The coding region runs from base 143 to 973 and encodes 276 amino acids. Gene Ontology annotation, biological process: proteolysis. Gene Ontology annotation, molecular function: serine-type endopeptidase activity. NCBI's taxonomy places the organism in Eukaryota, Metazoa, Chordata, Mammalia, Chiroptera, Pteropodidae. The record is from RefSeq and is a predicted model, not a curated record.
ACUUCCGGGCUUCCCGGGGUUAAAAGGGAAGGUCUGGCCAGGGGUCCCCGGGCAGAGGAUCCAGCAGCCCACACGGCAGGGCAGAGGCGCUUCCAGGCGUCGUCCUUCCCUCCUUUCGCUCGGCGACUCCCAGGUCCUGGCCAUGAGACCCUCGCACCUCCACCUCUCGGUCGCCUCUGGCGCGGUGGCCCCGGCGAAGCUGCUGCUGCCGCUGCUGAUGGCGCAACUCUGGGCCGCACAGGCGCUGCUCCCCGGAAACGACACAGGCUCGGACCCCGAGGCGUCUGGCGCCCCGUGCCCGCGCGGCUCGCAGCCCUGGCAGGUGUCCCUCUUCAAUGGCCUGUCGUUCCAGUGCGCGGGUGUGCUGGUGGACAAGAGCUGGGUGCUCACGGCGGCGCACUGCGGAAACAAGCCGCUGUGGGCUCGAGUUGGGGAUGAUCACCUACUGCUUCUCCAAGGCGAGCAGCUCCGCCGGACCGCUGUCUCUGUGAUGCACCCCAAAUACCACCAGGGCUCGGGCCCCAUCCUGCCGGGGCGGACAGACGAGCAUGACCUCAUGCUGCUGAAGCUGGCCAGGCCCGCUGUGCUGGGGCCUCGCAUCCAGACCCUGCGCCUGCCCUACCUCUGUGCCCGGCCCGGGGACCAGUGCCAGGUGGCUGGCUGGGGCACCACGGCCAAGCGAAGAGUGAAGUACAACAAGGGCCUGAGCUGCUCCAGGGUCACCAUCCUGAGCCCCAGAGAGUGCGAGGUGUUCUACCCCGGCGUAGUCACCAACAACAUGAUGUGUGCAGGACUGGACCAAGGCCAGGACCCCUGCCAGAGUGACUCUGGUGGCCCUCUGGUCUGUGAGGACACCUUGCAAGGCAUCCUUUCCUGGGGCGUUUACCCCUGUGGCUCUGCUCAGCACCCAGCUGUCUACACGCAGAUCUGCAAGUACACCCCCUGGAUAGAGAAAACCAUUCGCUCCAACUGACCCAGA